Messenger RNA from Seminavis robusta, 1518 nucleotides. Lineage: Eukaryota; Bacillariophyta; Bacillariophyceae; Naviculales; Naviculaceae. The record is from the annotation of a GenBank genome assembly.
CGUGAAAUUGUGUUUUCUCGCAUCUUUUUCCCACCGCCAAACUCUCACAAUACUACUCUACCACAUCCAGCCUCUUCCACCCCAAACAAACCUAGCUAGGAAGAGUAACUGCAUUAGUAGCAAAGAGAGAAAAUGUUUCGAAUCAACAGUUCUGUGAUUUUUCUGUUUGGAGUUCUUGCCUCGCUUGCCUUGUAUUCGGUUCCAUUGGUCUCGGCGCGUGUGGGAAGAAGAGGCGGAUUGAAGGGUCGUCGCGUAUUGGUUCCAAGAAAUAGUCUUCAGGAUGGUGCUGUAAGAAGCAGAGAAAACUGGGAUAGCUUUCCAUCAGGCCGCGGCCGACAUCUCAAGUCAGCAAUGAUGAGUAUGAUGGGUAUGGGAAAUUCCACCAUGAGCAUGUCUGGAAUGAGCAUGAGCAUGAGUAUGUCCAUGUCCAUGAGCAUGGGUAUGUCCAUGUCCAGCAUGUCGAUGAAGUCAAUGAUGAACAUGAGCUCAGGAAUGUCCAAGAAAUCCAUGAGCAUGAAGAUGGGUAGCAGCAGCAUGUCGAUGAAAUCAAUGAUGAUGAUGGGUAGCAGCACUCAAAGCCCCACAUCUUCGUCAUCCUCUUCUCCUGGCCCGACGGGAGGCUCCAGUACAGUCAGCCCCACGGGGGCAGUGACAACUGGCAGUCCUACCAUUGCGCCUGGUACCCCCACGGUGUCACCAGGGACCCCGGCUCCAACCACACCAGGAACUACUCCUGCUCCCACAACGGGAAGUACCACUCCGCUUCCGACUACUGCAACUCCUGGUACUACUCCUGCCCCUACUGUAACAACAACAACCACAAUCCCAGGCACAACUGCCCCAAGAACCUCCACUGCAACCACCGCUCCCACAGGUGUGGUUGCAGCUGCAGCUCGUUCCUUUGCCAAAGGAGCUGGGUUCCCAGAAACCAUCAAAUUGGAUGAUUUUACCGCCACGGAGGAUGAUGGCACGGUUCGUACACUUCCAGUAGCCAGUAAGCUAUCCUUUCAGUUCUUUCCAACCACGGGACGAAAACCCACCCAAGAAGAAAUCAGCGAACUGGAAGAUGCCACUCUAUCCUUUUUCCAAAAUGAAUUGCAAAACAAUCCCGCGUUCCAAUCAACGUUCCAAGAAAUACAGUUGACCAAACCCACUCCCAAAUACAGUGCGAACGAUCCCGACACGUUUAUUCUCGAGUUUUUGGCAUUGGUAAAGGUGGAUGCCAACAAUUCACAACGAAUUUCGGGCCAAACAGUCUCCGACGCCAUGGCUGCUUCGGAUUAUAGCACCUACAUUAGUGCCUAUGUGAAAGAGAUGGGUCUGUCGAGUGAAUUCUACCAGACGCAAGCGGUUCAUUUUACCGGUAUCGGUCGUGCUGGGCCGUAGUUUUGCUUGUGCAUGCAUGUAUGUACCGAAGAAAGCUAAGUUUGCCUCCUUUUGGCAGUGAAUGUAAAAUUGUAUUAGUAAUUCAUGGAGGAAGAGGAUAUUCCAGUGUACCGGUAUGGGAUUUUUAGGAUA